AACCAUUGCUAGUGUGUGACUGUGCGUCUGCGCCGAGAGAAGGAGGAGGGUCUUCCACUCAGUCUUUUUAUUUAUUUCUUUGUUAGCAGCGGAAAAUAAUAAGUACAGCGAUAUAUUCUUCCAAAGGACCGCCAAUGUUUCCCUUUCGAACAAGGCAGAACCCUGGACCACACUGCUGAAGGUAUUAAAAAGCCCGAUUUAAGGGGGCGAGGAUGAAGCGGCGCAAUGCGGACUGCAGCAAGCUCCGACGGCCCUUAAAACGGAACCGAAUCACUGAGGGGAUCUACGGCAGUACGUUCCUGUACCUGAAGUUUCUGGUGGUCUGGGCGUUGGUGCUGCUGGCAGACUUUGUUUUGGAGUUUCGCUUCGAGUAUCUCUGGCCCUUCUGGCUCUUCAUACGCAGCGUUUACGACUCCUUUAGAUAUCAGGGCCUGGCCUUCUCAGUGUUCUUUGUAUGUGUGGCGUUCACAUCAGAUAUUAUAUGUCUACUCUUCAUCCCCGUGCAGUGGCUUUUCUUUGCAGCCAGCACAUACGUUUGGGUGCAGUACGUGUGGCACACAGAAAGAGGGGUCUGCCUCCCCACUGUGUCACUAUGGAUACUUUUUGUUUAUAUUGAGGCAGCUAUCAGAUUUAAAGAUUUGAAACACUUCCACGUGGACCUCUGCCGUCCUUUUGCAGCGCACUGUAUUGGAUAUCCUGUGGUGACGCUGGGCUUCGGUUUUAAGAGUUAUGUCAGUUAUAAAAUGCGUCUGCGGAAACAGAAGGAAGUGCAGAAAGAGAACGAGUUCUACAUGCAGCUGUUGCAGCAGGCGCUACCUCCAGAGCAACAGCUCAUACAGAGACAAGAGAGAGAGGCUGAGGAAGCACCAACUAAAGGACUAAACGAUGUAGACUCUACAGCUGUGGCACAGAACGGCUCCGCAUGCGGAAAAAAACCCUCAUCCAACACUUUACCAGAACUGGAAUACAGAGAGAAAGAACGAGGCAAGAACGAGUCAAAAAAACAACACAACAACCACAAUCAGAACCAUCACAGCAGCACCAGCAGCAGCAUCUUACCAUCGGUGGACAGUAAAGCUCAGGAGAUUGAGUACAUGGAGAACCACGUGAACAGUAAGAGACUGAGCAGCUCAGAUCUGCUGGGCAGCACUGAGAACCUGCUGAAGGAUGAACACUCUUCAUCUUCCUCAUCUUCCUCGUCCUCCAAUUCCAACAAAAAUUACAAAAACGCUAGCGGAGGCGGCGGGAGCUCAUCGCCCCGAGGGCACGGAACGGCAAACGGAAGCGUGCCGUCCAACUCCGGGCCCUCGUCGUCCAGUAAGGGGGAUAAGAAACAGAAGUUUGGAGGAGGAAAGAAUUCAGCAUCCAACAGAGACCCUGUGGAGAACUGCAUUCCCAACAAUCAGCUGAGCAAACCUGAGGCGCUUGUCAGGCUUGAGCAGGAUGUUAAGAAGCUGAAAGCAGACCUGCAGGCAAGCAGACAGACCGAACAGGAUCUGCGCAGUCAGCUGGGCUCCCUGGGCAGCUCCGAACGCAGCAUACGAUCUGAGCUCGGACAGCUGCGACAGGAGAACGAGCUGCUUCAGAACAAGCUUCAUAACGCCGUGCAGGCGAAGCAGAAGGAUAAGCAGACGGUGGGGCAGUUAGAAAAGCGCUUGAAGGCCGAACAGGAGGCUCGCGUGGCAGCAGAGAAACUUUUAGCGGAGGAAAAGAAACGCAAGAAACUUGAGGAAGCCACGGCAGCCCGUGCGGUCGCCCUCGCUGCCGCAACCAGAGGUGAAUGCACAGAGUCUCUGAGGAGGAGGAUUUCGGAGCUGGAGACGGAGUGUAAGAAGCUCACGCUGGACAUUAAGGUGAAAGAGGAUCAAAUCAGAGAGCUGGAGCUUAAAGUCCAAGAACUGCAUAAAUAUAAGGAAAAUGAAAAGGAUACAGAGGUUUUGAUGUCGGCACUUUCAGCGAUGCAGGAUAAAACACAGCACCUGGAAAAUAGCCUCAGCGCUGAGACCCGGAUCAAGCUGGACCUGUUCUCUGCACUCGGAGAUGCCAAGAGACAGCUGGAGAUUGCACAAGGUCAGAUCCUACAGAAAGACCAGGAGAUAAAAGAUCUAAAGCAGAAGAUAGCAGAGGUGAUGGCAGUCAUGCCCAGCGUGGUAUAUUCAGCAGACACGGGCAGCAUGACCCCAGUUACGCCCCAUUACUCCUCCAAGUUCAUGGACACCAGUCCAUCAGGACUGGACCCGAACGCAUCCGUUUACCAGCCCCUGAAAAAAUGAAUGCUUGUUUCCCACCACAACAGACCUCCACUCAUUCUUUCAUACACACACACACAAACAGACAGACACACACGCACACAUACACGCACAGUGUUCUCUGGUUGUUUUUUUCCUCCAUAGGCCCAGAUUCAGUUCAUCUUUGGCAUGUCUGUGGCUCAGAUUGUUUUUUUCGUCUUCUAAUACUACAGCUUCUUUCCUGGGCAGAAGGAUGUUGUAUUGUGUGACUGUAUUUGUUGUAGUAAAAAACAAAAGACAAAAAAGAAAAAGGAGGCUUUUAAGGGACAUCACACGUCGAGUAGGAAACUGCUGUUUCUUUUCUCUUGUAAAUGUUUAGAAACCUUACAGAAGUUGGUGAGUAUCUUCCCUCAGUCAAGUUCAGAGAUCACUUCACCUCCAUGUUGGUUUUAUAUUUUUUGCUUUUUUGGAUGGGAGGGGGAGAAGAAAGAUGGACCCUUAGUGUAAGAUCCGUUGUCCCAGGUGCUCUAACCCAUACAAGAGGUCAGCCGAAAGAUAUUUUUACUUAAGAAUGUCACAAUUUAAGAUGCUAAGAAUGUACUAUUUAACUAAUAGAAAAAAAUAAUAAUUGGCAUAAUGCAACGAAAUUGUUUAAUCUGACAAUUCAGUCUUUAAUGAAUGGUGAUGAAUUGGUGUUGGUUUCUGAUCAAGCCAAGCUGUGAUGUAACAAACCACAUGCAAACGACCCCUUACUAGUCAUUUUUUUUUUUUAUCACUAUUGAAAGAUAAUCAGUGCCUUCAUACGGGACCUCAUUGGUGCACCUCAAAGAUCUCUUCCCCUUUGCCAUCAACUAGCCAACCUUUUCACCGAGCAUCGGUUUGACGGCUCUGCUUCUGUUUGAUCCUUUUACAAGCCUUGUGAAUUCGGUCAUUUGUUUACAUUUAUUUAUUUAUCCAGCAUUGCACUAUUGCGUUGUUGACUUCAAGCUCGUAAGGGAAUAUGUUAAGUAUGAAAACGCACGACACUCUCUUCCCCCUUAUUUUCUUAUUGUGUUGGCCAUCUUGCAGUAUCAGAUGUGUAGUCCAGUGCCAAUGUAGUAAGGCUGUAAUUUAGUUGAAUGAGGAAAGUGUUUCAGACCCAUCUGGUUACUGGCUGGUCCAAUGAUCGAAGCUAGAGGAACGUAUUAUUAUUAUUAUUAUUAUUGCUAUAUCGUUUUUGUCUCGUUGGCAGAGGAAUACUCGGUUGUUCCACUUGAUGGCGCCAGUGCAAAAAGUAUUGCCACUUCACACUCUUAACUCAAAAGUGUUUUCAUAGGAAUAUUACGGUCACUGUGGAAAUGAACAGAGAGCUUGAAGUAUUACUGAGCUAAUGUCAAGCAAACCCACUGAUUUGUGUUUAAAGCUAACAAGAUUUCCGAGCUCAACCCAGUUCCUUAUAACGAUCACGGCGCCACAAAUCUUAACCGGUCAGCUUAAGGUUCUGGUCCGGAUGGUUUGGGUGGGGUUAUUGUGUUAGUAUUGAUUUUUGAUGGGCGGGAGGGGGGUUGGGGUAGACAGAGUCAGUCCUAUGUGGUAUUGUAGUUCUCCAAGAUGGUUGUUGUUUUCGGUGUCUGUGUUUUUCAAACUAUGAUGUGAUGGAGGACUUAAAAAGUUUGCGAUGUUCAAGUGGUUUAAAUGAAAGAGGGAAAAAAAGAAAGUUAUUCUGUUUAUUUGCCCACUGUCAUUUCUCUCUUUUCUGUCUGUUUGUCAGCCAGAAUUUUGGCUGCGUUCUCGGUCUCUGUGAGGUUUCAAGUAAUAAAAGUUUUUUUCUGGCA
Molecule: messenger RNA, 4042 nt
Organism: Paramisgurnus dabryanus
Lineage: Eukaryota; Metazoa; Chordata; Actinopteri; Cypriniformes; Cobitidae
Gene: maco1b
Product: macoilin 1b
Biological process (GO): neuronal signal transduction
Cellular component (GO): rough endoplasmic reticulum membrane
Source: RefSeq, a predicted model, not a curated record